Messenger RNA from Tachyglossus aculeatus (Australian echidna), 3688 nucleotides. RefSeq names its product trinucleotide repeat containing adaptor 6B (gene TNRC6B). Bases 233 to 3316 code for a protein of 1027 amino acids. The record is from RefSeq and is a predicted model, not a curated record. Gene Ontology annotation, molecular function: nucleic acid binding. Gene Ontology annotation, biological process: miRNA-mediated post-transcriptional gene silencing; positive regulation of nuclear-transcribed mRNA poly(A) tail shortening. The transcript is spliced from 24 exons. Gene Ontology annotation, cellular component: nucleoplasm; P-body. Lineage: Eukaryota; Metazoa; Chordata; Mammalia; Monotremata; Tachyglossidae.
GGGUUCGUGUCGCUCCCGGAGGUGAAAGGGAGAGGCGCCCCCACGCAGCAACGUCUCUUCCCCACUCCUGCGGCCGGCGGCGGAGACGAGGGGACGGCGCUGAAGCCCCAAGAGAUUUAGUUUUUGCACUGAAUGUAGACUGGACUGAUCCUCCAGGGCUUUGGUUGCCCUAGGAUACCGUCAAAGGAAGGACUUGUGUAUUUCUGCAGAUUUUUGCACAGAUUCUGUUCUCAUGCAAACCGAUGAGGGAGAAAUAUUGGAGGAAAGCAGUUCCAAGAUGGAACAUGAGGAUUUUGUAAUGGAAGGGCAUGGCAAGACUCCACCUCCUGGUGAAGAAAACAAACAAGAGAAGGAGCAAGAAAGGGAAGAACAGUUAAUGGAAGACAAGAAAAGGAAGAAAGAGGAUAAAAAGAAGAAAGAAGCUGCUCAGAAGGUCACGGAACAAAAAACCAAAGUGCCCGAAGUGACGAAACCAAGUUUAAGCCAACCCCCGGCCGCCAGCCCCAUUGGCAGCGCUCCAUCGCCACCAGUCAAUGGUGGCAACAAUGCCAAAAGGGUGGCAGUGCCGAACGGACAACCGCCAAGCACCGCCCGCUACAUGCCUCGGGAGGUGCCGCCGCGAUUCCGUUGCCAGCAGGACCACAAAGUGUUACUAAAACGUGGGCAGCCUCCUCCGCCGUCCUGUAUGCUCCUCGGGGGCGGGGCAGGGCCUCCUCCCUCCACAGCACCUGGAGCAAGUCCAGGCAACGCACAACAGGUGACAGGAACACUGCUGCAGAGCGAGAGCGGGACUGCAUCAGUCUGGAGCAAAAGCACACCACCUGCUCCAGAUAAUGGUACAUCGGCGUGGGGUGAGCCGAACGAAACCAGUCCUGGAUGGGGUGAGAUGGACGAUCCAGGAGCUGCAACCACAGGCUGGGGAACUGCACCCUCUAAUGCUCCAAAUGCCAUGAAACCUAAUUCCAAAUCUAUGCAAGAUGGCUGGGGGGAGAAUGAUGGGCCGGUCACGGGGACCCGCCAUUCCAGCUGGGAAGAGGAAGAAGAUGGAGGAGUCUGGAACACCGCGGGCUCUCAGGGAAGCGGUUCCUCGCACAACUCGACCAACUGGGGCCAGGGAGGAAAGAAACAACUGAAGUGCUCACUGAAAGGAGGAAACAACGAUUCAUGGAUGAACCCUUUAUCCAAGCAGUUUUCAAAUAUGGGAUUGCUCAGUCAACCUGAGGACAAUCCGGGCAGUAAAAUGGAUUUGUCUGUCGGAAGCCUACCCGAUAAGAAAUUUGAUGUGGAUAAGCGAGCCAUGAAUCUCGGGGAUUUUAACGACAUAAUGAGAAAGGAUCGAUCUGUGUUCCGUCCACCCAAUUCCAAAGACAUGGGAACCACGGACAGUGGGCCUUAUUUUGAGAAGGGUGGCAAUCAUGGUUUGUUUGGAAAUAGCACAGCACAAUCAAGGGGUAUGCACACACCCGUGCAACCACUGAACUCCUCCCCUAAUCUCCGGGCACAAGUGCCUCCCCAAUUUCUCUCUCCCCAGGUUUCUGCCUCCAUGCUGAAGCAGUUUCCCAACAGUGGCCUGAAUCCAGGUCUUUUCAACAUGGGGCCCCAGUUGUCUCCUCAACAAAUUGCCAUGCUGAGCCAGCUUCCACAGAUCCCCCAGUUUCAAUUGGCUUGUCAGCUUCUCCUUCAGCAGCAGCAACAGCAGCAGCUGCUACAGAACCAGAGGAAGAUUUCUCAAGCUGUCCGCCAGCAGCAGGAGCAACAGCUUGCUCGAAUGGUGAGUGCCCUCCAGCAGCAGCAGCAGAGGCAGCCUAGUAUGAAGCACUCACCGUCCCACCCCGUUGGGCCCAAGCCCCACUUGGACAAUAUGGUACCCAACGCUUUGAAUGUGGGGCUCUCAGACCUACAAACCAAAGGGCAAAUACCUGGAUACGGUUCUGGCUUUGGCUCAAGUGGCAUGGAUUAUGGCAUGGUUGGAGGGAAGGAAGGUGGAACAGAGUCUCGCUUUAAGCAGUGGACGUCUAUGAUGGAGGGGCUACCCUCUGUAGCUCCACAAGAUGCCAAUAUGCACAAAAAUGGCGCCAUAGUGCCCCCCGGGAAGACCCGAGGAGGAUCGCCGUACAACCAGUUUGACAUCAUCCCGGGUGACACGUUGGGCAGCCAUACGGGUUCCGCUGGUGAUAGCUGGUUACCUGCCAAAUCUCCACCAACAACCAAGAUUGGAAGUAAAUCCAGUAAUGCCAGUUGGCCUCCAGAAUUUCAACCAGGAGUGCCGUGGAAAGGUAUCCAAAACAUUGACCCCGAAUCUGACCCCUACGUGACUCCUGGAAGUGUGCUGGGAGCAACAGCCCCCUCUCCCAUUGUAGAUACUGACCACCAACUUCUGCGGGACAACACCACAGGGUCUACUUCUUCCCUCAACACCUCGCUGCCUUCACCUGGUGCCUGGCCCUACAGUGCCUCUGACAACUCCUUUACCAACGUUCAUAGCACUUCAGCAAAGUUCAAUGAUUACAAAUCAACAUGGUCCCCUGAUCCCAUAGGACACAACCCCACUCAUCUCUCCAACAAGAUGUGGAAAAACCAUAUUUCCUCAAGGAACACUACAGGGCUGCCCCGCCCACCUCCCGGUCUGACCAACCCCAAAUCAUCAUCUCCCUGGAGCAGCACAGCACCCCGAUCAGUCAGGGGGUGGGGGGCACAGGACUCAAGGCUUGCCUCGGCCUCUGCCUGGAGCGAUGGUGGUUCAGUUCGUCCUAGUUACUGGCUGGUUCUUCACAAUCUCACUCCACAGAUUGACGGGUCGACUCUGCGCACGAUCUGCAUGCAGCAUGGUCCGCUGCUGACAUUCCACCUGAACCUAACCCAGGGCACCGCCCUGAUCCGAUACAGCACCAAACAGGAGGCGGCCAAGGCCCAAACUGCACUGCACAUGUGUGUGUUGGGAAACACUACCAUCCUGGCUGAGUUUGCCACCGACGAGGAAGUGAGCCGCUUCCUGGCCCAGGCUCAGCCCCCUACACCCGCAGCGACCCCGAGUGCACCCGCGGCAGGCUGGCAAUCGCUGGAGACAGGCCAGAACCAGAACGACCCGGUGGGACCCGCUCUGAAUCUCUUUGGGGGGUCAACGGGGCUCGGGCAGUGGAGCAGCAGUGGUGGCGGUAGCAGCGGGGGCGACCUGUCCGGCGCUUCACUGUGGGGGCCCCCAAACUACUCUUCUAGCUUGUGGGGUGUCCCGAGUGUGGAAGAUCCCCAUAGGAUGGGCAGCCCCGCUCCUUUACUACCUGGUGACCUUCUGGGAGGAGGGUCGGAUUCAAUCUGAACUUAGAACUUUCAACUCUGACCUCGUGACCUUUUUUUGGAACAGCAGCAGCACUAACUUGACCUUUUCGUUUUUUUUUUCAACUUGCAAUAAAUACAUUUUUAAAAGGAAAAAAGAAAACGGAGAGAGGAAAAAAAAAAAAAAAAAGGUGGGUCAUUGACAGACUGUCUGAGCACAUAGUUGCCUCCCUUAUAACUUCAGUUUUUUCGUUUGGAAUAUGAAUCCAAAAAGAGAACAUAUCACUCUUGAAAUACUUGAAUCAUGAACGCCAACCUAGAAAGACAAUGUGAAGCAAGUACACAUACCAUUUAAAUUUAAACACAAAAGAUUAAAAAAAAAUUAGUUUCUAGUUUUUCACUUUUUCAUGUUAUA